UCUGAAAAAUAGUUUUAAGAUUUUUGAGAAUAAAUUUUAAUUUUUUUUUUCAAUAAUCUACUGCAUUGUUCUAUUGUAUUCAACAGUUUGUCUAAUAUCGAGUACGACAGUGCGAAACAUUGAAAAAGAAUUGACUGAAAACUGAAAGAACGAAAAAAGGUUGAAUGCAUUUUUAUUCCAAAAUGGAGGGGGCAAUUGAUGCAAUGCGCGCUGCGCUUGUUGCGCUAUGCGCAUUAAAAGCGGCGUGUCCAAAGUUGAAAGCUAAAAGCUGCUGGUGAAGCCAGAGGCAGGCAAGAACACCCUUGAGUAGUUCAUUUUCCAAUAGUGAACGAACCACCGUGGUAUCAAAGACACCCCAGCUGUCAGUUAAAGUGAAUCUUUUUAUCCUAAUAUUAAAAUUUACAAAGAAAAAAAAACCGAUUGAAUAACAUAUUUCGUCACGUCAGUUUCUUUCUAAUGAAAAAUUCGCGAGUGUUUCAACAUUUCUAAGGUGACAAAAGAUAUGUGCUUAAGGAUUAUCUAGAGAUUUUGCUUUCAUAAUAUAUAGGAUUACCUCACGAGAUAUUUGCUGUCAAAAUGGACAAAUUUCACAGCUAAAGAAGGAUGUUUGUAUCAGAUGCAUCGAAGUAACGUCAAAACAUUAAGACGAAGAACCGAGGAAUCCUAGUGGAGACAACGCCGAGUUUGAUUUGACAAUAGAAAAUGAAGACGAUUUAUAUACACUUGUUCUGUAAAAUAAGCAAAGUGUAGAUACGGAAUAAGGAUAAAAGAAGCUCUUCGGAAACCCGGACACAAAAAUGGGGAAGUGUUGCAGCAAGAGACAGGAUGCACAACCGAUCGGGUACAAAAAAACUGAAAUUGGAAUCAGUUCAAAGUACAGCAAUGGAGGUUCGCUGGACAGAUAUACGCCCAAUCCGAAUCAAGUGGGUGCUCAGGCUCGGGUGGAUAUUAUUCGACCAAGACCCACCCCGUGUAAGGUUUCAAAUUCAAAAACAGAUGUGAUGCAAAUUUGUGACUCGUCGCCUGUCUCUGUUACUGCAUCUCACUCGCAAAGGGCCAAUCGGAUCGUGGUUGCCCUGUACAAAUAUGCGGCAAGACAAAGCACCGACGUGAGCUUUGAAAAGGGGGAUCGGAUGGAGGUGUUGGAUGACACGGAACGAGAUUGGUGGAAGGUAUUGCACCUGACCACUCAGCAGGAAGGUCUGAUACCGUGGAACUUUGUCGCGGUCGAACGAUCUGUGGAAAGUGAAGACUGGUUCUUCGAUGACGUAUCGAGAAAGGAGGCUGGCAAACUUCUUCUAGUCGACGAAAAUCCUCGGGGUACGUUCUUGGUUCGACCCAGCGAACACACUCCUAGGGGAUACAGCCUCUCCGUAAAGGACUGGGAAGAAGGACGAGGACAUCACGUUAAACAUUACAAGAUCAAACCCCUCGAUAACGGUGGCUUUUACAUAGCAACUAAUCAAACGUUUUCUACGCUACCUGCGCUGGUGAUGGCGUACAGCAAAAACGCUCUGGGAUUGUGUCACGUCCUAGCCAAACCCUGUCCAAAACCGCAGCCGGAAAUGUGGGAUCUCGGGCCAGAACUUAGGGACAAAUGGGAAAUGAAUAGAAAUCAAAUACAGCUGAUAAGAAAAUUGGGACACGGUAAUUUCGGGGAAGUUUGGUACGGCAAAUGGAAGAACCAGAUAGAAGUAGCGGUGAAGACUUUAAAACCUGGAACAAUGUCGUCGAAAGCAUUUCUGCAAGAAGCUGCUAUAAUGAAACAAUUCCGACACAGACAUUUGGUAGCGUUGUACGCGGUAUGCUCUAAGGAGGAACCGAUUUACAUAGUACAGGAAUAUAUGUGCAACGGUAGCUUACUUGACUUUUUGAGAACCGGUGACGGAAAAUACAUGCACUUCGAGGACCUCAUCUACAUAGCAGCCCAGGUAGCCUCUGGCAUGGAGCAUCUAGAGGGCAAACAAUUAAUUCACAGAGAUCUUGCAGCCAGAAAUGUUCUCAUCGGAGAAAAAAAUAAAGCAAAAAUAUGCGAUUUCGGACUUGCCAGAGUCAUAGAAAAUGACGAAUACUGUCCAAAACAAGGGAAUAAAUUCCCGCUAAAGUGGACCGCUCCAGAAGCCAUUGUUUACGCAAGAUUCAGCAUAAAGAGUGACGUUUGGUCCUUCGGAAUUUUGUUAAUGGAACUUUUCACCUACGGUCAAGUUCCAUAUCCGGGUAUGCAUGGUCGGGAGGUGAUCGAACAAGUGGAGAAGGGCUACCGAAUGCCGAAGCCGGUAAAUCACUACCUUCCCGAUGGGGUGUAUCGAUUAAUGCUACAAUGCUGGGAUGGAAGUCCCGAAAAGCGGCCAACUUUUGAAUAUUUAAAUCAUUAUUUUGAAUCAUUCAACGUUACCAGUGAAAUACCAUAUUUGGAACCACCAACGGACUGAUACGCGGCCCAUAUGCAAAACCACGUAAUGCCAAGGGGACAUUACCAUGCAGCGCAUGUCAAUUGCGCUAUGGAAUUUUAUGGCAUUUAUUGUUAAAAAUGUCUUUCUGUUGAUCCGUUCGUUCAAAAAUUGAGACAAACAGGAAACGGUUCAUCGUUCACGCAAUAAUAACGAUUAAGACAUGAAAAAUUGGAAUCAUUGUGUGCCAUGAGUUUUCGAUCUGUUUGCCGCCGACAGCUUACCUGAUAAUGAUGGGGAAGCCGCAGCAACAAAGAAAAAUUAAACAAAGAAAAUUAAUACAAUGGUAUUUUAUCAAAUGGAACGUGAGUAUAAAAUAUGAAAUAUAUGUCCAAUUUUCAUCUUUCUAAAGUAUUUAUUUGACACGAGACAUUAGAAUAAAACUUGACCACUAAUAGUUGGUACGUAGGGACAUGUUCGCAAACAGAAAUAAAAAAAAAAAACAGUCAAA
Molecule: messenger RNA, 2901 nt
Organism: Athalia rosae (coleseed sawfly)
Lineage: Eukaryota; Metazoa; Arthropoda; Insecta; Hymenoptera; Athaliidae
Gene: Src64B
Product: tyrosine-protein kinase Src64B
Exons: 7
Coding region: 798-2432 (544 amino acids)
Biological process (GO): innate immune response; protein phosphorylation; cell surface receptor protein tyrosine kinase signaling pathway
Cellular component (GO): extrinsic component of cytoplasmic side of plasma membrane
Molecular function (GO): signaling receptor binding; ATP binding; non-membrane spanning protein tyrosine kinase activity
Source: RefSeq, a predicted model, not a curated record